Molecule: messenger RNA, 2377 nt
Organism: Melanotaenia boesemani (Boeseman's rainbowfish)
Lineage: Eukaryota; Metazoa; Chordata; Actinopteri; Atheriniformes; Melanotaeniidae
Gene: spata6
Product: spermatogenesis associated 6
Exons: 12
Coding region: 92-1450 (452 amino acids)
Biological process (GO): spermatogenesis
Molecular function (GO): myosin light chain binding
Source: RefSeq, a predicted model, not a curated record
AUUUGCUACUUUUUGGUCACGUGAUUCUACAUCCCGCUCGGUAAUUGUUGCUGUUUGGCAGCUAUGACAACAAACUUUCAAAGUUAGAUGGAUGGCCGCAAAGAAGAAGAAGAUGUCCUCCUCCAAAAGGCAUCAGAAAUCUCUGAAAUGUACCGUAUUUCUGGACAUUCAGGCAGUUACGUGUCCAGGAGUGGUUCUGCACAAGAGGAAUGACAUCUACCUCAGUGUGUGCAUAAUGGGCCAGCACAGGAAGACCCAGUGUUUACCCCCUGUAUUCCCUCUACUGUUCCACCACAAAAUGGUUUUUGUUAAGACUUUCUCUGGCAUUGUUGACCCUGCUGAUGUAGCUGACCUCCUCGAAGCUGACACAACAUCUUUUGAGCUGAUUCAGUUGGUCCCUCCAGAAGGUGAGAUCUUAGCCACAAUGAAGGAAUGCAGCAGAGAUUUCCUGUACCCUUUUACCAGACUGAGAGCCAGAGCAGGUGGUGCAGAGAGAGAAAUACUGAUGAAAAAAUCCACCUCCUUUCUUGGAAUCUCCCCUAAAGUGGAGUUUGCCACGACAUCAGUCAUAGAGGAGAGUGAUGGGAGAGACAGUUGGUCUGCUUCACCUACCUGCUCUCUUUCUCCGGUGAGGCCAUCUUUAACUCCAACCAGACAGAGUUCAACAAAAAAGUCCUUACCGGCCAGAGGGCAAUUUUCCAAGACAGAUAACGGAAACUGUGCUGCCUGGAAAGAUGGGAAGGAAAAGCCUAAUAUUAGGGCUAGAAUCCCAAACUCUGGGCUCUCAUCUACAUCCAGGCCUUCCCAUCUUUCAUCUUCCUCUGGCUCUACUUUUCAACAAAGCAAGAAGGGAAGAAAAAACACAGUAACUAAAGUUUCUGUCGACUCUGGCUAUCAACAGCCCACAGUUUCCUCAAGGACACGAGCCCUGUCCCCGUACACACACCGCAAGAUGUGCCAGCUCUCUGAGGACGCCAGUCAAAGGCUCAGCCAUCUCCAUCUGGGGCCUCACCACUUUAGGAAGGAAACUGAAAGCCAGCAACCCUUCUUGGUGUCCCUUAGCAGUAAUGCAUCUGGGAUGGGAACACCUUCCUUCACUUCUCUAAAUGACAGCAUGGAUCGACGCUCUGUCAGCUUCUCCGUGGGUCACACAGAUGCUUCUCUCCAUGGAAGUUGCAGAGCAAGAACAACAAAAGUGGAAUCAACUUUAGCGGAAGGCCGGUCCUUUCUAGAGACACCAUCCAGACAUGAAGCCCAGAUCAGAAGUCCUGUGAAACGUUCUGCCUCAGCUCAGUCCAGCCUGGAUGCGUCCAACUCCAGAAGCCAUUUGAAUGUCGGAAGUCUUUCCCUCAAAGAAAGACUUCAGACUCAUCCAUCCUACUGGGAGCAGAUCCACAGCCGAGUCCAGAGGAUUCUUCAGACACACAGACCACUGGGCACCACCCUUUGACCUUUAACCCACUGGAAUGACUAACAGGUAAUUUCAAACUAGUGAAUGAAGAGGAUCAGGAGAAUCGUGGAGCUAUGAUCAAGACUGUCUCACAUAAUUGUAAUUGUUACCCGAGUCCUUGUCAUGUAACUUUUAAAUGUCAUAAAUACCUAAAAGACUUCCAAAAAUGACACACUGCUGUAUCCUCGCUUAGCUCAUACAGCAAGUUUGCUUUCUCCUUUGGUGCAUUAUAAGAACUGACACAUUCUUCAAAAUACUUGGUCAGAAUUGAUUUAUGGUGCACAGGCUGGAGAAUAAAGGAAAAAGAAGAUAAAAGAGGCACAAAUUGGACAAAUAAUACAAGCCUCCAGAUAGCAACAGCCAGACUCAUGGCUUCCAAGCAGCAGCUCACAAAGCAAUGGGUGGUAUCUUGGUAGCUGCGUCCAUCUCUUCCAUAAAGUCUGUGGGUUUCUCCAAGUAAUUAAGUACUCACAAACAAAGCUGAUUUUUCAAUAGGCGAUAUAUGAGGUAGCCUGGAGAGCCAUCUGGCAAGUCAGAUUUACCCUGGCAGAUGUUAAUGCGAAAAUCUAACCCCUGUUAACUUCAUCGGCAUAAAAAUGAAGAGCUGAAAGCUGUUGUUAAAUAACUAACUAAAUAUAAGAAAUUAAAACAAUCUACUGUAUUUUUCUUUUUGUUUCAUCUUUCUCUAACAUUGUUUAUUAGUUUAACCCAUGUUCAUUUAUUUUAACGUCUGUAAUUGUUUUUUUUUUUACUUUGUACACUGAUGCAAAUACCAAGUCUUCUGUAAUGAUCUUUUAUUCUAGUAAAAAGGUAUUAGAAUGAAAAGAGAAUAUUUGUUGUUGCAUCUCACACUUAUUUCAUUUCUCAUUUUGUAUCAUUUUAGAUGAGCACAAGGAUCCCAUUAAAAUUCUGGAUAUGUUGUUUUAA